Molecule: messenger RNA, 1678 nt
Organism: Etheostoma cragini (Arkansas darter)
Lineage: Eukaryota; Metazoa; Chordata; Actinopteri; Perciformes; Percidae
Gene: loxa
Product: lysyl oxidase a
Exons: 7
Coding region: 333-1601 (422 amino acids)
Biological process (GO): peptidyl-lysine oxidation
Molecular function (GO): protein-lysine 6-oxidase activity; copper ion binding
Source: RefSeq, a predicted model, not a curated record
GCUGGGCAUGAUCCCACAUCACGUAAUAAUCCAAUGGUUAUAUGACAAGCAGCACCAGACUUGUAUAACAGAGUCAGAAACUCCACAUGCUGAACUCCUCCUCCUCUUCAUCAUCAUCAUCAUCAUCAUCAUCAUCUCACUGGGCGCAUCUGCAGGCUGCAGGAGAGGAGCGAUGUGAGUUUACACGGAUACAUUUAAACUUAGCUUUUCCUCUCUGCUCACGGAAUAUCCUUUAAACAGAAAUGAAGGGUAUUUAAGUCAAAGACAAGUGGCAACCCGGCUCAUUAAAAUAUUCACUUAGUUACAUUACAUUUUCUUUAAUUGAGUUCAUAAUGGGAUUACGCACGUUUGGCACGCCAAUUUACGCAUAUGCGUGCGUCUAUUUUUUUGUUUGCAUCCUGCAAGCUGCCCAGUCAAAUCCGAUGACCCAACAAGGACAGAACCAGAUAGCGGCUCUCCGGCAGACGCUGCGCUGGUCACACAACGGUAAGGUUUUUAGCAUUUUAAGCCAAGGCUCGGAGUAUCAGCCACCGAGGCGGAGGGGCGCACCUCAGGAGCAAGUGCAGGCGCGACCUGUCACCAUCAUUCGUGAUGCGGCCGUGAGACAUCCGGACACCACGAGCCAGCCGGUGGCCCAGAAGCAGCAGCAGCAGCAGCAGCAGCAGCCUCCCCGGCCGGCGUCCAACCCGCACAGCCCAACUCCACUCCAAAGGCUCGUGAGAGGGCGCGAGCACCGCCAGCAUCACCAUGAGCGUCCCGGUGAGCGCACGGGGACGCAGAGGAUCAGCAAUGAGACCCAGCAAAGGGUCACUGUCAGUCCGCCUCUGCCCCGGAGAGAAGAUAUGAUGGUCGGUGAUGAUCCCUACGACCCAUACAAGUCCACUGAUCCAGAUAAUCCAUAUUACAAUCAUUAUGACGUUUACGAGAGACCGAGGUCGAGAUCGAGACCCGGAUAUGGCACAAGGUAUCAUCAGUACGGUCUGCCUGAUCUAGUACCUGAUCCCUACUACAUUCAGGCAGCUGCUUAUGUCCAGAGAGUCCCAAUGUACAACCUGAGAUGUGCAGCUGAGGAGAACUGUUUGUCAAGCUCGGCCUAUACAGCCAGUAUGAGAGAUUAUGACACUCGCAUGCUGCUGAGGUUUCCACAGAGAGUCAAAAACCAGGGGACGGCUGACUUCCUCCCCAGCAGGCCACGUUACUCCUGGGAGUGGCACAGCUGUCAUCAGCACUUCCACAGCAUGGAUGAGUUCAGCCACUAUGACCUGCUGGAUGCUUCCACACACCACUCCGUGGCUGAGGGCCACAAGGCCAGCUUCUGCCUGGAGGACACUUCCUGUGACUACGGCUAUUACAGGCGAUAUGCUUGCACCUCACAUACCCAGGGGCUGAGCCCAGGAUGUUAUGAUACCUACAACGCCGACAUCGACUGCCAGUGGAUUGACAUCACAGAUGUGAAACCUGGAAACUAUAUCCUCAAGAUCAGUGUCAACCCAAACUAUCACGUCCCAGAAUCAGACUACAGCAACAACGUUGUACGCUGUGACGUUCGCUACACUGGCAACUACGCCUAUGUGUCAGGAUGUCAUAUGUCAUCGUAUUAAGAGAUAACAGGCAUUCACAUCAUCUAAGCGAAGAUGUACUGUAAAUGACAUUGAGGAGGACUGCAUAUGAAUGCAUA